This is a messenger RNA of Myotis lucifugus (little brown bat), 355 nucleotides long. RefSeq names its product nuclear factor of activated T-cells, cytoplasmic 2-like. The record is from RefSeq and is a predicted model, not a curated record. Gene Ontology annotation, molecular function: DNA-binding transcription factor activity, RNA polymerase II-specific; RNA polymerase II cis-regulatory region sequence-specific DNA binding; transcription factor binding. Gene Ontology annotation, cellular component: transcription regulator complex. NCBI's taxonomy places the organism in Eukaryota, Metazoa, Chordata, Mammalia, Chiroptera, Vespertilionidae. Gene Ontology annotation, biological process: calcineurin-NFAT signaling cascade; regulation of transcription by RNA polymerase II; cytokine production. The annotation marks the transcript as partial. The transcript has 2 exons.
AUGCUUUUUGUUGAGAUCCCCGAGUACCGGAACAAGCACGUCCGCACGUCGGUGAAGGUGAACUUCUACGUCAUCAACGGGAAGAGAAAACGAAGUCAGCCUCAGCACUUUACCUACCACCCAGUCCCAGCCAUCAAGACAGAGCCCACGGAUGAAUAUGACCCCACCUUGAUCUGCAGUCCCGCCCACGGGGGCCUGGGGAGCCAGCCUUACUACCCACAGCACCCCAGGGUGGCCGAGUCCCCCUCCUGCCUCGUGGCCACCAUGGCUCCCUGCCAGCAAUUCCGCUCGGGGCUCUCAUCCCCAGAUGCCCGCUACCAGCAGCAGAACCCAGCGGCUGUCCUGUACCAACGGA